AUGGACAAGGCUAUCAUGAGCAAUAAUCAGGCAGGCAAAGUCUUGAAGAAAGGAAAAAAGAAACAGGCCAAGGAUGAACUGGAUCGCCAGAAGCAGGCUGAGAAGAAGCGCCGCCGCCUGGAGAAAGCGCUGGCAAACUCGGCUGCCAUCAUCUCAGAGCUGGAAAAGAAGAAGCAGAAGAAGAAGGAAGAACAGCAAAGGCUGGAUGAGGAAGGUGCUGCCAUAGCUGAAGCAGUUGCUCUUCAUGUUCUCAUAGGUGAGGACUCCGAUGAACCCUGCCAUUUGAUGCUCAACAAGCACAUCAGGUGCAACCAUUGGGAUGCCUCGGCUGCUUUUGAAUUCACCGUGGAUGCACAACCCACUGAUAUCUACCCCUCUGAUGAUGGACUGAUAUGCGCCAGCCAUGCGUAUGCUCCCAGAUCCAAAGGGAGGUGGGCUGAUUGGGGGAUUGGCCAGCCAUUGCCAUCUUGGGGAGAAGUGAGUGACCUCCAAGGCCCAUACUAUCAAGGAACAUUCCAUCAGUCUGUUACCUGCCCUGGUUUCAUAGCCGCCCAAGCUGUGUCAUCGUUGCAGAUCAGAGAAGAAUCGUCAGAAAUCACCUCUCCAAGCCAAGGGGCGGCGGCUGCAACCGUGGUUAACAGGAUGCUUGGUGGCACCAACAGGCUCAACCUUUACAGAGAGAUAUAA
This is a messenger RNA of Miscanthus lutarioriparius, 687 nucleotides long. NCBI's taxonomy places the organism in Eukaryota, Viridiplantae, Streptophyta, Magnoliopsida, Poales, Poaceae. The record is from the annotation of a GenBank genome assembly.